AGCGCGAGCAAGCUAGAUGCGAGAGACGAGGCGAAGGCGGCGGACAGAGAUGGCCGGGAGGCGACGUUUCGCCGACAAGUCCCCAAAGAAAAGGGAAAAAUCCGUGAAAAAGCACGCUGUCUUCGUGUUCAGAUGAAGAGGCAGAACUUCUCUUUUGGACCUUGGCAUCGUUACAGCUGGAUAAAAGAUCGAAGAAUAUUUGGUUCCAUUUGCUGACAAGGAUUUCGAUCUGUAAUUCAGAUGAUGACGAAAAUGGACGCGAAUGUUUCCUUCAGAAGAGGUCUGCUUGAGGACGUGGUUCUGAUUGUAGAAAAGCAAAGAAGACAGCUUGAACCCCCUACUGGACAAUCAAGUGGAGACUACAGCUUUAUCAGGAAGAUGGCGGAUCUGUUUUUUGCUUUUGGAUUUUGGAAAGACCGAACUUUAAAAAAAAAAAUAUAUAUAUAUAUAUACAUAUAUAUUGCUUUCCAUGGUACAUGUGUUUUUUGCCUGUUAUAAUGUGUCUGAAUUUUGUUUUUCUACUGUUUAAUAGUUUUUUGUUACAACAUGCAACCAUGCUUCUGUUUCAGCAAAAAUGUGCCUGUAUAAUUCAAAUUUGAAUAUUCCGUUUUUGAACCAACAAAAUAAAAUUUUAGUUUUUGAACAAUUUCGACUUGCUCUCAUUGGAUGGGAAUACUAUGUCCGUCUCGAAAAACUGAGUUAAGCCUUUCUUCUUAAAAAAGUAAUCAUGCAUCUUAUUUAUUACCAUAGAAUCCUCUAUUCAGGUUCCACCCAUAUGAUGCUUAAGCCUGGCUUCAAAAAAUAAACUUGUAUUGGAUAACUAUCACCCAAUUACCGUCAACAUUUAUAAUCACAAUAGCCUGUGCUAUCCACCAAGUUGAAAUUUUGUAGGGCUAAAUUCAUAUCUUGGCUCAUUGUGUCUAUUAAAUAAAUUACAUUGAAAUAGAAGUCAGUUUGUACUUUGGAAUUGUCUCUAUUUAUGCCAAUGGAUUUCAGCAAUACUUCCUGAAUAAUAUUGCGCAUAUGUAAGCGUGAUGAUACAAAAAGUAGGCUUUCUCACUUUCAACAUGAAUUAAACCUUUUGUAGAGUUAGUUGUAUUCUAAAAUGGUGUCCUAUACAGUCCAACUCACUCUAAAAUGGCUCCUCAUAUCUCAUUUCCUGUCUGAGCAGGAAGUGAUGGCUUGGGGAAAUAUUUUAUGCACCCUAUAAAACAAUAAGUGCUCUUAAUGUCUAAUGCUUUAACGUGUGCUCAGGCUUCUGUGCCGUCCAUUUAGGUUGGUAUCAAAUCUUAAGGCACAACGUGUCAAUGGAACUAUUUGUUCAAAAAUAAAAGGGGUGGGUCUUUAGCACAUCACCUGAAUCCGGGGUAAAUGGAGAGAACGUCAAUCAAAGACUAAGCUCUCAGAGCUGGGAAGGAGCUUUAGAUGGCGGAUGAGCCUUGGGAAGGGAAACGCGCCGAGGCUCGCUGGGCUCUGUAGCACUUCUCCCUCAACUUUCACGAACUUUAAAUUCGCGUUAGGGCUCAUAUUUAAACGGAAUUUAUUCGUGUGUUUCGUGCGGAAAUGCAGAAAGGUUUAUGCGUCGUUUUUUUGUGGCUUUGUUUCGUCGAAAAAAAUGUACGGCUUUAGCGUAGAUGAGACGGUCGUUGUUUUCUCUGCCUUGCACUGGCAGCCAUGGCGGUCCUCCAUUUUUAGUGCGCUGUGCACGGCGCUUUAGAUACUCUCCAUUCAAAAGGCCAUCGUUGAUUUUGUUACUUUAUUUCCUUUUCUAAUUUUAUUACGCUUUGUAUUUUCAUCCGACGCUAUAGAAAAUUUAUAUAUUUUAUUUUUGAUGCCGAAGUAAUAAACCGACAUUUUUGGGGGGCUUUGAAUGUACUGCUACAUUUACCUACCUGUCAAUGGAAUAGUUAAUACCUGGACUAAAGAUCAUCAUUAACAAAAAGUCAGGACAAAACGAUGAUGAAGAACAAGAACAAAAAACAAGGGGACGAUGGUUCGACUCAAAGCAAUGUUUCAAGCAAUUCGGCCUCGGAGGAGUCGAACCAUUCUGGCUCUGAGUCUGGAAGUCAGUCAGAGAGCGAGCAAGGCAGCGAGCAGGCACGCUCACACCAUUCCGAGUCCAACAGCACAUCUGAUUCGGAGAGCCGCUCGGAAUCGGAGAGCGGAUCUACCGGGUCAAAGUCCCGCCAGACUAUUGCUGAGGUCAAGCAAAAACGGGUGAAAAAGAAAGACAGCCUGGCCGACGUGAAGAAGAUGUGGGAGGAGCAUCCAGAUGUUUACGGCGUUAGAAGGUCUAAUCGGAGCCGGCAUGAACCUGCUCGUCUGAAUAUUGGAGCAGAGGGCAGCAGCGAGUCUGAGAGUGAGAGCCCCAAAAGGAAAGGACCACGGCAAAAAAAGAAAGAAAAUACCUGGAAAGAUGAUGACUCAAACGACGAGGAUGAGGAUGAGGAAGAGGCCAGCAGUUCAGAGAGUGAGCAGGAAGAAAUAAAAGUUAGAUCCAGACGGCUUCCUGCUAGAAGACCCCAGACCAAAUCUUCUUCCACCAAGCAGCAUCAAUCUCAGAAGGGUCGGAAACCAAGAAAGCAGGAGACGUCAGAGGAGGAUGAAGAUGAUGACGACGACGAUGAUGACGACGACGAGGAAGAUACUCCAAAGAGACAGACACGCCGCAGGGCAGCUACCAAAGUUAGUUAUAAAGAGGACCAGAAUGAUUUUGAGACUGACUCUGAUGACCUGAUCGAGAUGGCUGAGGGGACAGAAGACAUGCAGGACGAUGACAGUGAGACCAUUGAGAAGGUCAUGGACACCAGGAUUGGCAGGAAAGGAGCUAUCGGAGCUGCCACAACUCUCUAUGCUUUGGAGGCCAAUGGGGACCCAGGAGCAGAUUUUGACCAAGAGAAGGAGGAAGGGGAGACUCAUUUCCUGAUCAAAUGGAAAGGCUGGUCCUACAUCCACAACACAUGGGAGAGCAUGGACUCCCUCACUCAGCAGAAGGUGAAAGGAAUGAAAAAGUUGGAGAACUUCAAAAAGAAGAAUGAGGAGCUGAGUGCUUGGCUGAAAAAAGCAUCACCUGAGGAUUUGGAAUAUUACAACUGUCAGCAAGAGCUGACCAUUGAUCUGAACAAGCAAUUUCAAAUAGUGGAAAGAGUCAUUGCAGUGAGAACAGGAAAGUCACAAGUGCCCUCAGAUUUUCCCUCUCAUAAGACGACUUCCAGUGAGCCUGAGUACUUGUGUAAGUGGAUGGGCUUGCCCUAUGCGGAGUGCACUUGGGAAGAUGGGGCCUUGAUAGGAAAAAAGUUCCAGUCUUGUAUAGAUAGCUUCAACAACAGGAACGUCUCGAAGACUAUCCCCUCCAAAGAUUGUAAGGUGUUAAAACAGAGGCCUAGAUUUGUUGCACUAAAGAAACAGCCAUCUUACAUCGGGGAUGAAAACUUGGAGCUGAGAGACUACCAGUUAGAUGGGUUGAACUGGCUAGCCCACUCUUGGUGCAGGUGUAACAGUGUUAUCUUGGCUGAUGAGAUGGGCCUGGGGAAGACCAUCCAAACCAUUUCAUUCCUCUCCUACCUAUUCCAUCAGCAUCAGCUGUAUGGGCCCUUCCUCUUGGUUGUGCCCCUGUCUACACUCACAUCCUGGCAACGGGAGUUCAACACCUGGGCUCCUGACAUGAAUGUUGUGGUCUAUCUUGGGGAUGUCUUGAGCAGGAAGACGAUUCGUGACUAUGAAUGGAUCCACCAGCAGACCAAAAGGAUCAAGUUCAAUGCACUUUUGACCACGUAUGAAAUUCUACUGAAAGAUAAGGGUGUUUUAGGGAACAUAAACUGGGCCUUUCUCGGGGUAGAUGAGGCUCACCGGCUGAAGAAUGAUGACUCGCUGCUGUAUAAAACGUUGAUCGAUUUCAGGUCCAACCACAGGCUGCUCAUCACAGGGACACCACUACAGAACUCCCUCAAAGAGCUCUGGUCCCUUCUGCACUUUCUCAUGCCUGACAAGUUUGAGUCAUGGGAGGAUUUUGAGGAUGAGCAUGGUAAGGGCAGGGACAAUGGUUACCAGAGCCUUCACAAAGUACUGGAGCCCUUCUUGCUGCGCCGUGUAAAGAAGGACGUGGAAAAAUCCCUGCCUGCAAAAGUGGAGCAGAUCCUCCGAGUAGAUAUGUCUGCCCAGCAGAAGCAAUUCUACAAGUGGAUUCUCACAAGGAAUUAUAAAGCCCUCUCCAAAGGCACUCGGGGCAGCUCCUCGGGCUUCCUAAACAUUGUCAUGGAGCUGAAGAAGUGCUGUAACCAUGGCUUCCUCAUUAAGCAGCCAGAGGAUGGAGAAAGUGAAAUCCCGCAGGAACACUUGCAGGCACUGGUCCGGGCAGUGGGAAGCUUGUCUUCUCGAUAAGCUGCUCACCCGCUGAGGGAACGGGGCAACCGUGUGCUCAUUUUCUCCCAGAUGGUCCGCAUGCUGGACAUCCUGGCCGACUACCUGGCUAUUAAACGCUAUCCCUUCCAGCGCUUGGAUGGUUCCAUCAAAGGAGAGCUAAGGAAACAAGCACUUGACCUUAAUGCCGAGGGCUCUGAGGACUUCUGCUUCCUGUUGUCCACCCGUGCCGGAGGCCUGGGCAUCAACCUGGCCUCAGCCGACACCGUGGUCAUCUUCGACUCAGACUGGAACCCCCAGAACGACCUGCAGGCACAGGCCAGAGCCCACAGGAUUGGACAGAAGAAACAGGUCAAUAUUUAUCGGCUGGUCACAAAAGGGACUGUGGAGGAGGAUAUUAUUGAAAGGGCAAAGAAGAAGAUGGUUCUAGACCAUCUUGUGAUUCAGAGAAUGGACACCACUGGAAGAACAGUACUGGACAACAGCUCAGGCAAUUCAAACUCAAACCCUUUUAAUAAGGAGGAACUGGCAGCCAUCUUGAAGUUUGGUGCUGAGGAUCUGUUUAAAGAGGCAGAAGAGGAGGAGGCUGAGCCCCAGGAGAUGGAUAUUGAUGAGAUCUUGCGGCUGGCUGAGACCAGAGAGAGUGAUCUAGGCUCCAGUGCUACAGAUGAGCUGUUGUCCCAGUUUAAGGUGGCUAACUUUACCAUGGAUGAGAGCACACCUGAGCUGGAGGAGAAGCCCAUGAGGGACUGGGAUGAGAUCAUCCCGGAGGAGCAACGGCGACGGGUGGAGGAAGAGGAGAAGCAAAAGGAGAUGGAGGACAUCUACAUGCUGCCCAGGAGCAGGAGCUCCAACAAGAGAGCGCAGGCCAACGACAGUGACAGUGACGUGGGUUCCAAACUCAAGCUGAAGGGCCACUCGUCAGGCUCAGAGAGCGAGACAGACGACAGCGAGGACGACAAGAAGCCCAAGCGUCGAGGCCGGCCGCGCGCCCGCAAGAACAACGUGGAGGGCUUCACCGAUGCCGAGAUACGCAGGUUCAUAAAGGCUUAUAAGAAGUUUGGAGCCCCGCUUGAGAGGCUGGAGGCUAUUGCCCGUGACUCUGAGCUGGUGGAUAAGUCGAUAGCAGAUCUGAAGAGACUUGGAGAGCUGGUCCACACGUCCUGUGUGACUGCUGUACAGGAGCAUGAGGAACAUAUGAAAGAGAAUCCCACAGAAGCUAAAGGGCCAGGGAAAAGACGAGGAAUCAACAUCAAGAUCUCAGGGGUCCAGGUCAAUGCCAAGUCCAUCAUCCAGCAUGAGGAAGAGUUUGAGCCUCUUCACAAAGUCAUGCCCUCCAUCCCCGCUGAGCGGAGCAAAUUUCAGCUCACCUGUCGUGUGAAGAUGCCUCAUUUUGACGUGGACUGGGACAUUCAAGAUGACACACAGCUAUUGCUGGGGAUCUACGAGCAUGGCUAUGGCAACUGGGACCUAGUCAAGACGGAUCCAGACCUGAAGCUCUCAGACAAGAUCCUUCCAGAUGACCCUAACAAAAAACCGCAGGCAAAACAGCUGCAGAUGAGGGCAGACUACUUACUGAAGACGCUGAAGAAGGAACAGGAGAGCAAAGAUGUCUCUAAAGCAGGAGAGGAGGCCAAGCUGAAAAAGAGGAAACCUCGAGUGAAGAAAGAAAAGGCUCUUAAAGAUGAGCUAGUCAACGAAAUCUCCUCUCCCCGCCUCUCCGACAACCCUUCUGAGGAAGGUGAAGUGAAGGAUGACGGAACUGAAAAAUCCCCUGCAAAAAAGAAGCCAAAGAAGAAGGACAACAAAGAGAACAAAGAAAAGCAAGGAGCUCAGAAGAAAGACAAGGAGAGUGACAGGGGGAAAAAGCGCCCCAAGCUCAAGAAAGACAAGAGCAAAUCAGGAGGCAAAGGGAAGAAGGCUCAGGGCCCUGUGCACAUUACAGCAGGCAGCGAGCCAGUUCCUAUCGGGGAGGAGGAUGAUGAGCUAGAUCAGGAAACCUUCAGCGUUUGUAAAGAGAGGAUGAGGCCAGUGAAGAAGGCUCUGAAGCAGCUGGAUAAGCCAGAUGAGGGCCUGUCGGUACAAGAGCAGCUGCAGCACACCCGCGCCUGCUUGCUGAAGAUUGGAGACCGCAUCACGGAGUGCCUUAAAGCUUACAACGACCCAGAGCAUGUCAAGACCUGGCGCAGAAAUCUCUGGAUCUUUGUGUCCAAAUUCACUGAAUUUGGAGCCAGGAAACUGCACAAGCUAUAUAAAAUGGCUCAGAAGAAGCGCUCCCAAGAGGAAGAGAAGGAGCAAAAGAAGAAAGACGACCCUGGCAGGAAAAAGCCCUUCCGGCCAGAACCAUCCGGAUCGAGUCGGGAUUCUAGCGGAGCCCAGCCUCCAACCAAAUCCCACCUGCCCCAGAACCACCCUGCAGGUCCCCCCUCCCACUCCCACCACAGAGAGUCCUACAACCAGUCCAGUAAGAGGCACUUCCCUAAUGAUGAUCGGGGAGACUGGCAAAGGGAACGUAAAUAUAACUACCCUGGUAACAGCAGCCAGUCUUGGCAAGUCGACCGCCAUCACCCCUACGACACCCACAGAUAUAAGGACCAUCACUAUGGUGACCGGCGACUACACACAGACUCUUACCGUAACCCCGGAGGCUAUCGUAAUCCCAGUUCCCCCCGAAAACGACCCUAUGACCAGUAUGGAAACGACCGUGACCACCGAAGCCAUCGUGACUAUUACGACAGACAUCCAGACCCCAAGAGAAGGCGAUCGGAUGAGUAUCGCUCCCCAAACUACCACCAGGGAGGAGGGGGAGGUCACUCUCAGGACUUCAGGAGGAUGCCUGAUCACCGGGGGCCGCCAGGGAACCAUGGCCCAGCGGGACCCGAUCACUACCGACCAUUUCACCCAGACAAGCCCCCUCCUCUUAUGGAUCCCCGCUCCCCACAAGCACAGAAAUCUCCCCUUGAGUGCCUCUCGCCCCUUGAGAGGACUGUAGAGCAGAAACCUGGGCCAGACCUCAACUGGAACAACAGAAAGACGUGAACAGGGGCAGGGGUAUGCGUGGGGGGCAGUCCGUACCACUAAUAGACACUGUAGGGAGGACAUCAUCAGUCCCUCAUGGGCACGACAGGUCCAUCUUGACCAGCCUCCACCAAAUCCCUUCCUUCAGCUAUAACCUGAAGAUCCAGCAUCUGGAGGUCUCCCUUGGGUGUCGGUGACCAGGUACAAGUCAGGAGGUUUGAACUGAGGAGAAGAAAUGGGGUUAGUCCUAUGGACUAUUAUGUGAAUAACCUUAAAGAGAGCCUUUGAAAUGACUGAGUUGGAAGCUUGAAAGUGCCUCAUGUAUUUGGCCUUUUUUGAAAGUCAUUAGUAGAAAAGGGAGUGUUCCCAAGCAAAUGUUACCUUGACGUAUAUUUAAUUUACUCCCCCCCCCCCCCC
Electrophorus electricus (electric eel) is the source of this 7794-nucleotide messenger RNA. RefSeq names its product chromodomain helicase DNA binding protein 2 (gene chd2). Gene Ontology annotation, cellular component: chromatin; nucleus. Lineage: Eukaryota; Metazoa; Chordata; Actinopteri; Gymnotiformes; Gymnotidae. Gene Ontology annotation, biological process: nucleosome organization. The record is from RefSeq and is a predicted model, not a curated record. Gene Ontology annotation, molecular function: ATP-dependent chromatin remodeler activity; ATP binding; ATP hydrolysis activity.